AUGGAUUUUGUAUUGCAGCACAAGGGCCAGCUGGGCGCCGUCACAGCACUGGUCGUUUAUUCUGCCGCCAAAAACAAACUGACACCAGGCGGCAUCGUAGCUGCGAUCGUGACAGCCGGCAUACACAUGGUACAUCCAUGGGGAGUCUUCUUUAACCUCCUCGUUGGUUUCUUUAUUGCCGGCACUUUAGGCACAAAGAUCAACCACACGACAAAAAAAACUCUUACUCAGUCGGCGACUGGAGGUGUAGGAGGUGAGGGUGCUCGCAACUACGCUCAAGUAUUGGCCAACUCAGGUGCUGCGUCGCUUUUGAUCCUUUGGCAUCUUUAUGCCACUCAAAACGGUGGUACCAGUCUCAAGGAUGGAUUCAGCUUGACUGAUGCUAUUCCAUUCGGUGUUGCUGCCUCCUACGCCGCUGCUGCUGCAGACACUCUCAGCAGCGAACUCGGUAUUCUAUCGCCAACUUCUCCUGUUCUCAUCACGGCACCAUGGCGCAGUGUACCUCGCGGAACCAACGGAGGCGUCACUAUAACUGGUCUGCUCGCCGGUCUGGCAGGUUCUGUCUUCAUCUCCACUCUCGCGUACUUUACUCUGCCUUUUUCUCGAAUGGCAUGGACGGGAGACUCCAAAUUCCUCUUUUGGGUCGUAUUGACAGUUGCUGGAUUCAGCGGCACAUUGCUAGACUCACUGCUGGGUGCACUGGUCCAAGUAACAGUGGAGGACAAGAGCACUGGUAGAGUCGUUGAAGGAGACAAUGGCAAGAGAGUCAAGGUCACUGCUGGAGGUAGCAGAGUGCAAAGAGGUAUGGAUCUGCUCAAUAACAAUGGUGUCAACUUUGCUAUGGCGGCCACAGUUGCAGUUGUAGGCAUGGCAGCAUGGAGCUUGAUGGUGCAGAAAGUAAUUCUAGCUUAG
Messenger RNA from Aureobasidium melanogenum CBS 110374, 912 nucleotides. RefSeq lists its product as uncharacterized. The record is from RefSeq and is a predicted model, not a curated record. NCBI's taxonomy places the organism in Eukaryota, Fungi, Ascomycota, Dothideomycetes, Dothideales, Saccotheciaceae. Gene Ontology annotation, cellular component: membrane. The transcript is spliced from 3 exons. The coding region runs from base 1 to 912 and encodes 303 amino acids.